Molecule: messenger RNA, 1933 nt
Organism: Mus caroli (Ryukyu mouse)
Lineage: Eukaryota; Metazoa; Chordata; Mammalia; Rodentia; Muridae
Gene: Fbxw2
Product: F-box and WD repeat domain containing 2
Molecular function (GO): protein binding
Source: RefSeq, a predicted model, not a curated record
CGCAGCAGCACCGGAAGCCGCUCCCCUGUGAGGCUGCGGACCCAGAGCAGCGGCCGUAGGUCCAGGCGCCAUGGCUGUGGAGCGGACCCGGCCGCUGCGACGCUCUGGCGGCCCGAGCGCGCCUAGUCGGUGUGAGCCCGGCGCGAGGUCCCGGGCCCCGGGGCGCUCGCUCAGGUAAAUAUUUCCAUAACCUUAUGGAGAGAAAGGACUUUGAGACAUGGCUUGAUAACAUUUCUGUUACAUUUCUUUCUCUGACGGACUUGCAGAAAAAUGAAACUCUGGACCACCUGAUUAGUCUGAGUGGGGCAGUCCAGCUCAGGCAUCUCUCCAAUAACCUGGAGACUCUCCUCAAGCGGGACUUCCUCAAACUCCUGCCCCUGGAGCUCAGUUUUUAUUUGUUAAAAUGGCUCGAUCCUCAGACUUUACUCACAUGCUGCCUGGUCUCUAAGCAGUGGAAUAAGGUGAUAAGUGCCUGUACAGAGGUGUGGCAGACUGCAUGUAAAAAUUUGGGCUGGCAGAUAGAUGAUUCUGUUCAGGACUCAUUGCACUGGAAGAAGGUUUAUUUGAAGGCUAUUUUGAGGAUGAAGCAACUGGAGGACCAUGAAGCCUUUGAGACCUCUUCGUUAAUUGGACAUAGUGCCAGAGUGUAUGCACUUUACUACAAAGAUGGACUUCUCUGUACAGGGUCAGAUGACUUGUCUGCAAAGCUGUGGGAUGUAAGCACAGGGCAGUGUGUUUACGGCAUCCAGACCCACACUUGUGCAGCCGUGAAGUUCGAUGAACAGAAGCUUGUGACAGGCUCCUUUGACAACACUGUGGCCUGCUGGGAGUGGAGUUCCGGAGCCAGGACCCAGCACUUCCGGGGGCACACGGGGGCGGUGUUCAGUGUGGACUACAGUGAUGAACUGGAUAUUUUGGUGAGUGGCUCUGCGGACUUCGCUGUGAAAGUAUGGGCUUUAUCUGCUGGGACAUGCCUGAAUACACUCACUGGGCAUACUGAAUGGGUCACCAAGGUGGUUUUGCAGAAGUGCAAAGUCAAGUCUCUCUUGCACAGCCCUGGAGACUACAUCCUCUUAAGUGCAGACAAAUAUGAGAUCAAGAUUUGGCCAAUUGGGAGAGAAAUCAACUGUAAGUGCUUGAAGACACUGUCUGUCUCCGAGGAUAGAAGUAUCUGCCUGCAGCCAAGACUUCAUUUUGAUGGAAAAUACAUCGUCUGUAGUUCAGCCCUGGGUCUGUACCAGUGGGACUUUGCCAGUUAUGAUAUUCUCAGGGUCAUCAAGACACCUGAGGUAGCAAACUUGGCCUUGCUUGGCUUUGGAGAUGUCUUCGCCCUGCUGUUUGACAACCACUACCUAUACAUCAUGGACUUGAGGACAGAGAGCCUAAUUAGCCGCUGGCCUCUGCCAGAGUACAGGAAAUCAAAGAGAGGCUCCAGCUUCCUGGCAGGCGAAGCGUCCUGGUUGAAUGGAUUGGAUGGGCACAAUGACACGGGCUUAGUCUUUGCCACCAGCAUGCCUGACCACAGUAUUCACCUGGUGUUAUGGAAGGAGCAUUGCUGACACCAGGGGCUACCACCGCUGACUGACUUUGGGUGCCAGGGCUGCAGGUUUUGGGUGCAAUGUCUAUGGCAGCCAACUGCAUGAACCAAAGUUCUCACCUAAAGGUAUCAUCACGCAGUGCACAAUCAUUUAUCUGUUUGCCAGGGCUGGGGCGGGGAGGGCUUGUUUUACUGACAUACACCGCAGCAUGCUAAUGGGAUACACCACUGACUUCAUUUGUACUUAGUUACGUUGCUCAGUAUAAGAGAGGUUGCAUUUUUGGAUUUAUCUUUCUGAGUGGAAUAUUGAGUAAAGAAAGUUAAAUGAUUCACUAAUCUGCUAAUUGGUUGCCCAUAAAAUCACAUGGAGUCUGUUAUUAAAGUUUUUUUCCAAUA